Messenger RNA from Closterium sp. NIES-65, 2841 nucleotides. Lineage: Eukaryota; Viridiplantae; Streptophyta; Zygnematophyceae; Desmidiales; Closteriaceae. The record is from the annotation of a GenBank genome assembly.
AUGAAGGACUACAAAGUCCUUCGCGACGAGAAGGCCGAGUUCACAGAACCUUGCUUUGACCUCGGCCUCGCGGGCGGACCUCUUCCCGGCAGGCAUUGCAGCGUCCUGCUUUUUGUGCGCCUUGGCGACCUGCUUUUGCCCGACGAGGAGGAGAUCGGGACCUUCUACCGCCACCUCGACCCCAAGACCUCCUCCAAGCGGCACGAGGAGGAGGCGGCCAACGUUUUGAGUUUUUUCGGCGAAUGCGUGAAGGCGGAGUUAAACCGUGGGGGAAGGCAGUGGACGGCUGCGCCUCCUUCCGCCAAAGUCCUCUCCGAACGUCUGGAGAGUCUUGCCGCCCCCAUCCGUGAUGUGAGUUUCCAACGUCCAUGUCGCCUUGUCGCCUGGGCUAUCGUCGUCGAGGCGUCGACUCACCCUUUUCGUCGGUGCCAUAUGCUUCGGAUGUUGAUGCAGAAAUUGCCCGACAUCCUCAAGGAGGAGGUCGCCGGCACGGGGCUCUUGGCGGUCAACGCGUUCGCGUGGUCGUUGGAGCAUCUGGACGACGUGCAUCGCAUCUACGAUCCGCUCACCGUCGAGAACCCGAAGAUGGUCGGCUCGAAGGCGCUCCGACUGGAGCUGCUGCACCAUGCGGAGAAGGCCGCGUCGAACAAAGGGGAGGCGGCGUCGACCGUGGGCCGUGGCGUCGGAACCGGCAUCGCUCUGGGUGGGGAGGAGGAGCACGAGAGGGAGGACGUCGAGGGGGGCGGGGAGCACGACGGUGGCUCGGAAGAAGAGGAGGAGGACGUGGAGCGUGAGGAGGACGACGUGGUUGUCACCGGCGAAGAGGAGGCAGUACAGUUCGCCGGUGAUAAGGUUGCGGAUAAGAGCGGCGGCAGCGGACCCAAGUUGGGCAAGAAGGCCCGGGGCAGCAGUGGCUCGACCCCGACUAGGAUGGCGUCAAAGGCGGCUAUCGAGCGUCUGAAGGCGGCAGAGAGGGAGAUCAAGAAGCUGAGGGAGGAGAAGCUGGUGGCGGAAAAGAGGCUGGAGUUCCAGACGGCCCGGAAUGACACGAUGUACAGCGUUGUCACCUCGGCCGUGAACAAGCUCACUACAGUCGCUGAGGGCGUGACCCAUCUCGAGCAGACGUCGGGGAGGAGCAUCCAAACGGCGGUGGACGCUAUGAGGGCGGUCGCCCUGCACUUGACGGCUACUGCUGCACAGGGUAGGCGACGGGAGGACGACCUUCUGCUGCUUCGAGGUGUGGCAGAUGCUCUUGGCCAGAAGAUCAAAACAGUCAUGUCUGCCGAGGUGAAGGCCGCCAUGGAGGGCGAGGCGCAGCGGAUCGCCGCUGCUGUGACUGCGAAGGUCGUCCAAGAGCUUAGGGACGACCUGGUGAAGGCGGUCACCUCCGCGACCCAACAGGGCAUUGGCACCGCCGGGUUUAGCCUCCUCCCAACUGCUCUCGCGUCGGUGAUGAACGGCGGCCGCGCAACCGCCGAGGAGAGUGGGCCGGCCCCAAGGCAGUCGGGGAAAAGGGUCGCCGACGAAAAAUCCCUGACCGGCGACCAGACCAGCGGCGCUAAGCAAAGCAGAGGACCUGCGGUGAAACGCGGUGUGGGCGUGGAUCCUCAUGCCCUUCCGUAUGCGGUCGAGGCUCUAGUCACUCAAAAGCCAUCGUUCGACGAGUAUCUGAAAUGGCUCGAGGAUCAGGGUCAGAAAACCCCGGUAAUUCUUCCGACUCACAACAACCAGGCGGUCGACCAAGGAGCAGAGGCAGCGAACGUCGCGGCGGCGACUGCAGGGCCGAGUGGCUCAACGGUGGAGGCGGCUGUGUGGAGAGUGGCAGAAGAGGCCGCCGGGGUGGACGAAGAGAUCCUCGCCAGCAUCGUGAUGCCGGACCCGGAAAUCGAGGUCAUGCUGGAAAAACUACAAGCAGCAGCUCCCACCGUGGGAGCGCAACAGGGUGCACCAGCCGCCUCGACUGCUCCUGCGGAGGACCAUAGCGCGGCUGGCGCCAAAUCCCCCCUGGCCACAACCGGCGUCCGCGUUGACCCUUCAAAUGGGCUGGCCGUCUCGGAGAUGAAGUUUGGGAAGAAGAGUCGUUACAUCUGCCGGUCGAUGGACAAGUCCGAGGCCGCCUACUGCAUCGCUGUCGCCGUUUCGUCGUUCGACGGCUUCGUCAGCGACGUGGUUCUCGACGAGAUAACCGGAGCCGACCGCGCAGCUCUCAUGUUGGCUCUUCGCCCGGCGGUGUGGUUCGGCGACCUUCCGAAGUCGACCGAGCUCGAGAAGGCCGCGAAGAACAAGGUGGCGAGCGACAUGAUCGCACGCAUUUUGAUGUGUGCCGCCUUCGCACCGGUGGCCGCGAAAGUGACGCCCAUUCCGGGCGUCGGGUCGGAGCGGUUGUCCGAGAUCCUCGCCGGUACUGCGGCCGCAGUGUGGUGUUUUUCAGAGACCAAUGUCAUGGCGAAAGUAGUGGCCGGCGAAGGGGGGGCGGCAGCGACCGUGCGCGGAGCGUCCAACGAGUUCGCGAGUCGGUGUCGGACCGUCAUCGAGGCGGUGCUUCAGCGGGCGGCCUCCCGGGUGGUCGUCAUAGAGGAGGUCGCCGAAACAGUGACGAAGGACCUGCAGGCGGCUGUGGUGAGGUCGCUGCCUGAGGUCAGAGAGGAGCGCGAGCACGACGAGCUGAUCGCCCGUGUCAUGAUAGAGAACCUCGCCUUCUGGGGGGACUACAAUGUCGGAGGCCCGAAGCUCAAGGCUCGCGGCGUCGAUUUGACUAUCAACCCCCAGAUGAAGAGUAUCAUUCGGGAUAGGGGGGCGAGGGGGCAGCAGCACAAAGGGAAGCAGGUCGCUGACGCCUAG